Molecule: messenger RNA, 9033 nt
Organism: Lineus longissimus
Lineage: Eukaryota; Metazoa; Nemertea; Pilidiophora; Heteronemertea; Lineidae
Exons: 27
Coding region: 106-8763 (2885 amino acids)
Source: RefSeq, a predicted model, not a curated record
GACCGGAUAAUCGUGCUUGUCCGAAAAUAGGACUUCGCUUCAGCAGCAUGUUGAUGAUAUUUACACCCUUAUUAUAGUGUUGGUAUUCUCAAAAAGGCAGAAGAAAUGCAGAAGAGAAAACCAGACAAUAACCCAUACAGACAAGGUGACGAAAAACGUUCCAGAGUGCAUGACACACAACAAGGCCAAGUGCAAGGAGGAAGAGGACAAGGUGACCAUUAUGGUCGCAGUGGAAGGUCAGCAGAUGUAUUUUCCUUCCGAACUGCAGACUUCCUUACCCCAGCCCGAACGUCCAAUGCUCAAUAUGAACAGUUUGCGCGGACGUACAACAAUGCAGCAGUAGCUGCCCAGCAGUUGGCUUCACAGCCUGGGCCAGGUUAUUCUCAGUGGCUGGCGCCUGUCAAUCCAGGAGUCGCAUUUAAUUAUGGUCCUGCCACGCAGAGCUACCCUCCAUUCCAGUCUAACGCUCCAGGGACAAGUAAGAGUAGUGGUGCAGGGUAUUCUUUUGGGUCCUCAAGACAAGACAAUGAGAAAAGCGAAUCUCGUGAUGGUAGCAGUUACGGAAAAAGCAGCAGUGGUCGGAAUUAUGGAUAUGCCUACGGCGACUACAAUGAUGAUUACGAAUAUGACAGCAAUGCGAGAUUCAGCAAAGGUCAGCUGGAAGCUGCGGCAAUUAAGGUCAUCAAUGAUUUAGCAGACGACAGAGAGCUUGUCACAACUCAAGCCAUUGAAAAGAAACUUUUGGAACACUUCAAGAAAAAAUCACUCCGCGAUUUAGGAAUACGCCACCUGGAUGAUAUAAAUUACGUCAGCGAGCACAUUCGAACGCAAUACCAAGUCAGCUGUUGUAUUCAAGCCUAUGUGACCGUCUGCAAUGUUGCCACCUAUUGUGAUUUGAAGGAUUGUUUGCGGGAGUUAGUCCCAGACGAUGGCGGAUUUGAAGAUUUGAAUUUGGGUCCCCUGAAAAAGCAACCGUUGGUGUACAAAUACUUCAAAGUUCCGCAAAAGGUUAAGAUUCCGGUUAUCACCGCCCUUGAUGUUUGGACGCAUCUACGGGAUUACGUCACCAAGAAGGAUCUGUGGAAUAGUUUGGUUGACCUUCAGGCUUUCAUGGAGUAUUUACAAAAGGAGUACGAGGUUGAGAAUCCGUAUCACCUUGGGGUGAGGUUGAAAAGCAUGCCAUUGGCCAUGCAGAUGUUGAAAAAAGCUCAACGGGACCAGGGAAAGGCUAUCAAGAACGCAUUCAUACGUUUCAAGGGGGAACUCGCUAAUGAUGUGCUGCAAGCAUUCCAGAAUUACCGGACGAAGAUCUUCCAGCGAAACACGGAGACAGGGUUUGAAAUCAAGGAACAUUACCUGACAGCCAGCGUGCCUGAGGUUACUGGAGGUAUCUUCAACAGAUUGCAGAUCCUGUUCAACGCCGUGCUGCACCAGCAAAAAGCCAAAUGGAAGGAUCUGCGCAAAAUGACCGACAUCAUCACCGCCUUCUCAUCAAAGUUAGCUGAGGAUCGUCUCCUUGCUAGCUUGUUCCAGCUAGCCGUUAGCGUCAGCAGUCACGACUUCCAAGAGAAUCUGGUGAAGGAGAUCUUUCCGUCUGCUCGGGGGUCAGGGACAGCAGACGACGGUGAGGGUGCUGGAGGCGGGGAGAAGGUUGAGAAAAAGACACCACCACCUCUCGACACUCUCCUCUCACAGCUUGAGAAGUAUGUAGAGAGGUGCCUGGCUCAUGGUGCACUGACCUUGGAACAGAUGGGCAAGGUUGAAGAAAAGAUCUGCACAGAUUUUGGAUUCAAUCACUUUGGCCUCAUGGGUUUCGGGAAUUUUCUGCGGUUCUGUACUGGACAACAGGAGGCAUUAGAUAUGUUCGCGGACCUGGGUGCCAACUUCAGUCUGGCUGGCGGUGGCAGUGGUGCGGGUAGCGCCUGGUAUCAUCCUUCCAUCCAUGAUGUGGUUGACCUCAUCCAGCAGUGCAAUGUCAAGGAAAAAUCCAAGACGGACAUUCUCGAGAGUGCCCUGUGCAGCCACUAUCAGGUUGACAACAUCAAGUCUCUUGGCUUUGGCCCGAUUAAAUGCAUCCAGCUGAGUGUGGAGCGUCAACAGAAACAUCAGCAUCGGGACCAGAAUAUCUUCUACGAGAGCGCCAUCUGCUGUAAUGCCAGCUUAGUGCAGCAGGCAGGACAGGCUGAGGAACGUCAAGUUGGCCUGCUCGGGCAUCAGACAAAAGAAAUGGCACUAACAUUACUACAGUCCUGCCCCCUAUUAGAAAACAUGGAAGAAUGGUCACAUUGGUCCCUUGUGUUCCAACCCCAGCUUGGCAGGCUGAAGACCUUUGUACAGAAGCAUGGUGGCAUACAGACAACACACUACACAGGUACAGGUCUGAUCAGCUCCGAUAUUUUGGCAUUUGAAACGGAACCUGGCGUCCUACUCAAGAUCACCGCCAAGACGUCUGUUGACGAUUUCCUAGAGGGGGCCGAGACGGGCGAUGUGAACAAGGUGUGUGGCCACCUGGUGUCACUGAUUGUCAUGAACAAGGGGACGAAGAACACACCCUUGUCGCUGCUUGCGAACAACAUGGUGACGGGUUUGUUUGAAAUCCACAAUGCCGAGACGAAAACCAAGAAAGGAAGUGGCGAUGCCUCCCAGAUCAGCAAGUCAGCCGAAGUCCAGUUUGUCCGCGAUUGUUUACUCAAACUGCCCCUGAGAGUCUGCCAACUCGUAGCGAGCCAGAUCUUCCUCGAGCCGCUUAGCCAGGUGGUCGGGGCAUCGCGGUCGAAGAGCGCUCUCCUGGAGAGCUGUGUCACCAUCAAACAGAGGAGUCGGAUGGAGCUGUUGGGGAUGAUGCUCGGCGUCGGCGAGUGGUCGGAGGCGUUCCAGAAUCGAAUGAAGACGUCACAUGACGAAGUCAUCAAGAUCAGCAAAGCUGAACAGAAAGAACUUGAGGCGUACAUUCCUAAAGGUGAAGAAGAUGAUGAACCUGAGAGCGAUGAAUCCAGUGAUGAGGAGUCUGACCAUGAGAUAGAUGCACACAUCCUGUCCGACAUGGAGCUCGAUGAGGAGGAGACAGGAAGAGAAUCAAGGGAGGGUAAACGAGGGAAGCAGAAACUAGAGAUGGUGGAGGACAAGAGAGAUGGUUUGACAAGCAAAGAGAGGAAAUGUAAAGAAGUUGUGGACUCGAUUAGGAAGCAGGAGUUUGGCAUCGGUAUAAAGCUGAACGAUGAGGCAGCGCAACUUCUCACGAUCCAGCAGGAACGCCUCGGUAGGAGUCUUGACAGAUUGUCCAAAGACCUUUACAGCAAGGACACCCACUUCGUCCUGGAGUUGAUCCAGAAUGCCGAUGACAAUGCAUACCCUGAUGAUUUCUUCCGUCCAAAGAGUAAAACCCUGCCAUCGAUUCAGUUCAUCGUCGACGAAGGAGCCAUCAUUGUUAUGAAUAACGAGUGCGGCUUCGAGGAAAAGAACGUCCGAGCAGUCUGCGAUGUCGGCAAAAGCACCAAAGGAAAGCACAAGUUCGGCUACAUCGGGCAGAAAGGUAUCGGUUUCAAGUCGAUUUUCCGAGUGACUGACCGGCCUGAGAUUCACUCCAAUGGCUACCAUAUCUGCUUUGAUGUCAAGUCCGGCCCGAUGGGUUUUAUCCUGCCUCAUUGGAAUCCAGAAACAGUGAGCGAUAUUAAGUCAUGGACGACGAAGAUUGUACUGCCGUUGAAAGAAAGUAUGAUCGGUGAUGGGUCAUCCCAGGCCCUGGGAAACCGAUUCCACGAUAUUCACCCCUCACUUCUACUCUUCCUUCAUCGACUGCGUAACAUCACGGUCCUUAACAAAGUCGAUGGCACGACGCUUAAAAUGUCCAGGAAAGAUAUCGGGAAGAACGUUAUAGAGAUCAAGCACAAUAAUGGACUUGACCGCUGGCUUGUUAUGAAGAAACUACUGGAUGCAAGCAGGAUAUCCAAAGAGGCCAAAUCUGGAGCAGAAGUUGAGUCAACUGAGAUUGCCCUGGCUUUUCCCCUGGUGCAGGCAAAAGACGAAAGAACCAAGGUCCUGCCGCCCAAGCAACCAGUCUUUGCCUUCCUUCCCCUGAGGAGUUACGGCUUUCGUUUCGUUGUCCAAGGUGACUUUGACGUACCAUCCUCCCGUGAAGAUGUUGACGGUGACAGCUCGUGGAACCAGUGGCUACGUAACGAAAUUCCAACGGCAUUCUUGGACGCCCUUGAUACCUUCAAGGCUCAUCCCGAUUUCAACUUGAUGGAGGCUAUUAUCAACUUCCUACAGUUUAUACCGCUCGAAGAUGAAGUCCUAGAUUUCUUCAAACCGGUUGCCUACCAAAUUAUGCAGAACAUCAAGUCGAAGCCGUGUAUGCCUGUAUAUGUCCAACCGGAACAAACUACUGAGGAAAAAAUGGAAAUGGAUGUCGAGGCUGAUGAUGAGAAGAAAGCGGCCAAGUCAAAGAAGGAUACAGUCCUCCAGUGGAAGCUACCCUCUCAGAUGAUCACCUGCCGUGACCCAUUGGUCAAACAGCUCAUCAGCCCAGUCCUGUUGGAGAAGCAUCUGAGUCUGUUUUACCUCCACGACGAGAUCAUAAAGUGGGCCAACCCAGCCCUGUUAUCGGCGCUGGGGGUGAAGAGGCUCAAGUCCCCACAGAUUCUUGAAGUUGGUAAAGCGUUGGCUAAAGAAUGGGAAGAGAACUUCUCACCUGAGAGCAUCAGGCAGAUAGCGCAAUGGCUAGUGUGCCUCUUCCGAAGCAUGGAUGAGUUUGAUGUGAGCAAGACGGAGUUGCAACUGCUACAGAGUCUCAGGAUCAUCCCAGUCAUGGGCAACAGACUCAUCAGCCUACAGGACAGUAUGGUGUUCUUCCCGUCGCAGCAGGAGGGAGACAAAGAAAUGGACCAACUCACCAAGAUGCAGGGCGACUUAAACAUCCUGGACGAUCGUCUGCUAAACAGCGUUGACCAAGUGGGAAACUCGCAAGUUUGUCGCAUUCUGGAACAAGCCGGUGUGAAACAAAUGACAGUGCAUGAUAUUGUCAUGCAUCAUAUAAUCCCAGUUCUCAAGUCAGAGGAGUGGAAGACCAAGAACACUGCGACCAUUGACACAUAUGUCAUGUUCCUCUUCCACUACACAGAGAAGAAAGACACUACCCUGAACAUCCUCGACUUGAGGGGCGUUAUUCAAGUCUCGACUAACAUGGGCGUAAAGAACCCACAGACUGAUGCCAUACAUUUCCCGCCUGUGUAUGGGAACGAGGUUAACCUGUCGCUCACUCUUCCUGGUUACCCAUGGAUCAUGUUGGCACCACAGUACCUACCGAAAAAUGCGACCAAUCAGGAACGUUGGCAACUACGACAAUUCUUCACAAAAUUGGGCAUCCUUGACUUCCUUUCCACAAAAAAGGUCAAACAUACAUUCACGGCAGCGGAACUUGAAAAAUCAUCUUGGUCAUCGUACAAAGCUGGUUUGGAGGAACACAGGGGGCCGUUUGUGAUCGAAGAUCACGUCUGCCAGGAGUUUUCAACGCUGAUCAAGAACACGUCACAGAAGGAACACUUCACGCAGAUGAAGGAGCUUUGUCACUUGAUGGAGAAACACCACGAACGGUUCACGGCCAAGUUUCUGUUGACCCAGAUUUGCGACAUGGAUGGCAAGACGUUAAAAACGGACGUCAAGACGACGUUUGGUAUGGAAGUGACGGAAGCUGCAUGGUUGCCAGGGAAGGAGAACAACUACUCGAACAUUUUCGGCAGCAUACGCUUUUGUGAGAACUGGAAGCUAUACAAGGGAUGCGAUUUGUACCUGCGUACUCCUGUAAUAGAGAAGUGUCUGGCAAAUCUUGUUGCGUAUUUGGAAGCAAAUAUCCCACCCGACGGAAACAUGGUCGAACUGUUGAAAAUUUGCGCAAAUCUUGAGAUCGACGACAUCAGGAAGUUCCUCUUGGAUUGGUGCUCCCGUUCUAGCGCGACUGAUACGGAGCCCAAGACGUUUGUGACAUCUUUGUCGCAUAUGUGCGGAUUGUAUCACUACCUCCAAGACAACAUGCCACGAAAGAUGCUCGUAGACCUUCUCACUGUACACCCCUGCAUCUUCGUCCCGGAGAAACCCUCGAGUGACCACUCAGAAGUGAUUGUAGGCAAUUUCCUCCAUGCGAAGGAAGUCUGCUGGGUUGACCCGUCCGGUCUGUUCAGCAAAUACCACGCGGGCUUAAUGGCGAAGCAGAACUUCCAAAUUCCGUACACACUAUCACGGCUCUACGUAGGAUUACAAGAACUGUUCACGCAGUCAGCGCAAGUGCAAAUGUGGCCCGAAUUAGACUGUUACAUUCAACUGAUCGAGUACAUCACCCAAGUCAAUUUCACUCCGAUAUCUGUCGCCGAUGAAAUCUUGCAAGUCUUUGAGGUCAUCGGGCAAAUGGUGAUGGGGCUACCAGAUAACGUCAAAGAAGCUAAGGGCAGUAUCCUCCAGAUGAAAUUUCAGAAGAUGCGCGUUAUCCCGACGAAGGAGAAUGCUUGGGUUUCACUGAGUCAGACGCCAAUGAUUCCCGACAGUAAGACACUUGUGAAAAUGUUCAGUAACCAGACGGGUGUUUACAUCGUGGAUAUUGAAGACCUGGAGGAGAGGAAUAAGGCUAAGAAAGCGCAUACUCUCUACAACCUGGAUGACGUCCUUGCCUUCCUGAAGUUGUGCAACGUUCCCACAUUCUCCGAGUGUCUUGAGAAGAGCCUUGUUGUGGAGGAUGUUUACGAUUGUCCCCAAGUCCAGAAAUACAUGCACCACUGCGUGUCACUGCUGCAGACGUUCUUGUACAAUAAACAUGGCGAGCUGUAUGACAGUCUCAUUGCUGACAACAUGGCGGACAAAUUGGCCGAAAUGACUUUCUCUGUGGCCAAGAAACUCGAAGUCGUCCACAAGUUAAAACACCUGCCAUCUGCCGUGGCCUCGAGUAGGCCGCCAUGUCUGAUUGACCAGAGGAAGGGUUUCUACGUCACCGAGGAAGCGGUGAAUUCGACCUCUGAAAUCCUCAAGGUCAUUGCAAACUUCUUCAGUCAAGAUGAUGAAGCCAUCAGCAACAGUAUCAGGCUGUUCUUGGCCGACGUCCUUCCGUCUCUCGACUCUGAGAAGCCAGUGCUAGACCAGGAUUUCUACUCCAUGUUUGGCUUUGAUCAUCUCCCCGAAGAGGAGAAGCAGUGGUUUGUGGAACUGCCAGUGGAGCCUGAACCAGAACCAGAACCAGAGCCUGAACUAGAGGAAGAUAAAUACCCUGAUGAACCCAUGGAUGAGUAUGCUGCCCCUCUCGAGGGUGGUGAUGACUCAGAAUAUCCGUGGACUGUAAACAAUGACGAUGGGGAAUGUGACCGCACCCGUGCCAGAGACAUCCGUGUAGAGUUGAAAGAUUUCGGUGCACCCAAGGGUGGGACACCAGCAGGGCUGCAGUGCUGGCCACCGCUGGGAGUUGAUGGUGAUGAUGAAGUGCCAGCACCACCAGAAGGCUAUGACGAGCAAACUCCGCUACCGUACUCAGAACAGGAAGUAAACAUGGGCAACAGGAACAAACGGAGAAAGAAUUUGAAGGGCGACUGGUACGAUAAAAAACGUGACAGCCACCGUUACAAAUGGCGAGAAUUCGAGCAAAAUUAUGAAAACUUGCCACAGGAUGUUUUUAAAGUCUGGGGAUGCCGUCCUCCGUGGUAUCCUGAUGACAUGUCAUGGCCGCCAGAAAGGCCGCAGUGGUUGGAUCCAAACACCCCCUGGCCACCCCCGAGACCGUAUAAUCUCGAUCCUCAUCUCCCCUGGCCACCACCACACUGGUAUGAUCCGGAGUUUGGUGAGGAGUUCCCCGUAUGGAUGGACCCGAGAUCGAGAUUCCCUCCGCCAAAACGGGAAUGGGUCGACCAGGAUCAGAGUGAAAGGCCAAGGAACUGGAACAUGGAGGAAGCAGCGAAGUACUGGGCAGACGAUAAAAACAAUGGUCAUAAACGUGAUGACAAGUAUGAAGAAGGUGGUGACGGGUUUGCCCAUCCAGGCGGCGGAGCCCGGGAUACACCGUUCGAAGGGGAUGGCUAUGAAGAAGAUAGCGAUGACGAGACGACUUAUUAUGAUAGGGAAGGAAAUCCUAUUUGGAAAGGUCGUAGGGAUAACAAGUCUACGCCGAGAGAUGGGGCCAAGAACUUCCAGGAUGUUUCUGUGAGAGAAGGCGAAACGGCCAAAGUCGACAUCUCAGAAGAUGGGAAAAGGAGGAAAAGCCGAGGUGUACCGCAAAAUAUCCGCAACUUUGAGAGAAUGGGGAAUGUCUCCAUUGCCGACGAGAAUGUUUACGAGUCCCUCACAACUGGUGCCCCCAUGUUGCCCGAUGAGAUCAAACUGGAUACGGCAGGAGAUCAACCAGAUAUUGGGCGAUUUGGAGAAGAGGUUGUUCGAAAGUAUCUCCAGGGGGCAGCCGUUGACUUCCAAAAGGGUUGUACUGUUAUGGAUACGAUUUGGUGCAACGAAAACACAGAGUCAGGAAAUCCGUUUGACUUCAUUGUGAAAUUGGAGGAUGAUAAAAGUCACAAGAUUCAUAGCAUUUAUAUUGAAGUCAAAGCUACGAUGGCAGAUGAGAAAGAGGUUUUUGAGGUCUCUGGGGCCGAGAUUCGCUUCGCGUACGAUCAUGGACAAAAUUAUCAUGUGUAUCGGUUGUUCAAUGUGUGUGAUCCUGAAAAGGUCAGAUUGAAGAGAAUUCAGUAUCUGUCUGAUAAGAUUGAGAAAAAGCAGGUCCGACUUUGUAUGAUUGUGUAAAGUCAUAACAAAACUGAUGUUGCACCCGAGUUAAAAUAUCAGAGAUUUGGCAAGCAACCCAAAACUCCCGUGUUUUUAUUCCAGUCCAAAGUUUUUACAUUUUACAAGCCUGAGGUAUAUUGAAAGAGAAAAAGCUGUCUACUCUGAAGAGCAUGAAUUUUAUGAGUUCACUGCCAUCUUGGAUUGUGAUGGGCCUUUUAUACUCUAAUGGUUGCCCCCAAACAUGUAGAAAUUGUUUCCAAAUAUAUGUGACAUAUUUGUAUGAAGUAA